UACACGUGUCACAUACACAGAUAAGAAAAGCAAAAACAAAACGCCAAACGUCAAAACUCAAAACGUCUGACGUGUAUUGAAGAUUUCUUUUUGAAAACGUUUGCGAAACAUCUUGCAUAUUAUUCUUUUAUUUUAUCAACGCUAAGACGAUUCGAUAAGGUUAUUAUCGCGAGUCCACGUAUUACGCUACAGAAAAAAUGAUGCGGUUAAUAUUUUUCGCUGCCUUCCUGCAGUGCACGAUAUGUCAGCAAUAUCAACAGAAAGUUGCUCCUGGAGUGCCUCCUCAGAAUUAUCAACAACCACCGACGCCACCGUCACCACAGCAGCCUCCUCCUCCCCCGGCGCCACAGCAACAGCAACCCCCGCCACCCCCACCGCAGCAGGAGGUAUAUGAGCACCCUCAGCAACAAUACCAACCCCCUCCACCGCCCCAACAACAGUACCAACAACCACCGCAGCAAUACCAACAGCAGGUCCCCGUACAGCAACAAGUGCCGAUGCAACAACAAGUGCCGAUCCAACAACAAGUGCCGAUCCAACAGCAGCAAGUGCCGAUCCAACAGCAACAGCAGGGGCAUGCGCACUUGGGAGAUCCUCAGCUAUUGAAUCCUGCUAACAUAGCCCAGGAGAGAGAUCAUAUCCAAGAGCACAUGGAGGUGCCGAUAGACACGUCGAAAAUGUCGGAACAGGAACUACAGUUCCACUACUUCAAGAUGCAUGAUGCUGAUAACAACAACAAGUUGGACGGAUGCGAGCUCAUCAAAUCGCUCAUACAUUGGCACGAACAAGGGCACAAGCAGCAACCUCAACCCGGCUCCCCACCAGUGGGCGAGAAGAUAUUCAAUGACGAUGAACUGGUGAACCUGAUAGAUCCAAUAUUAAACAUGGACGAUCAUAACAGAGACGGUUAUAUUGACUAUCCGGAAUUUGUGCGCGCGCAACAGAAGAGCCAGAAGCAGAAUUAGACGGGGGAGCGGGCGGAGUGAGUGAUAGAUAGGGUCGAAGUAUUAAAAAAAAAAAAUACUUUUUUAUAAAAAAAUAUUUUUUAGUUUUUUUUUAUAAAAAAAGUUUAUGUGGUUGUUUUUUUUGUUGUGAAAAUUGGUAUUCCUUUUGAAUUGCUAACGGAUCGGAAUUUUGUAGUUUUUUUUCAAAAUUGAUUUUGUUUGUGAUUGAUAUGAUGUAAUAAUUGAUAUAAUCAAUUUUUAAUUGUUAAUUUUUUUUUGUAAAAUACGACCUAAAAGCAUCUAAAAAAGUGUGUACAUGUAACUCAAAGCAGGUCCCGUUAUCUCCCACUCUGCCCAAAGGUUUUACAUUCCUGACUGCGUAUAAAAAUGUAUGGAUCAGUAAACAAGUUGGCAGGGGAUAGAAUUCUGGACCCAACAAUUAUUCAGUUAAUGUGUAAAGAUGGUAAAUAAUCCUUAAUUUUUUUUUCUAGUAUUAAAAAAGGCAGAUAAAAUAAUCAACAAGGUUUACUAUCGCUAUUAUGAAAAAAAAGCAAUGAAUAACUGCUCAUAGAGUAACAAUAGGUAUGAUUUGACAGAUGACGCUCUCAUUACAAAAAAGCCACAGAAAAAAACUACAAUUGUCAAUUUCUCUCAUUAUCUGGCGCCAAUCUGGUGGCAAAAAUUUUAGUGGUCCUCAUUCUAAGCAUUCUGCUAUCUUGGUUAAUGGUUCAUUAGAAUUUAAUUGUAGGUAAUAGAUAUUAAGGUAUGUCCGUGUCCGUUUGAAAGUAACUCAGUUUAAAAAAAACUCAGGCUUGUAUUAAAAACACAAAAAAGUGGAUAAAUAAAAAAAGUUUUUUUAGCCAUAAAAUACUUUUUUUUACAAUACAUUAAUGUUUUUUUUUAACUUUGCAUAAUGGUAUGCUCUGCUAAAACUUAUAUUGAUGCUUGGGAACCUAUUUAAUUAAAUAUUGCACAAUGAAUUUGUAUCGGACGAACAUAUCUUCAUAUUUAUGUAUCUAUAUAAGUGUAAGUAAUUUUUGUACAUAGAAUUUAAGAUUGAACCAAUAGGUCCUAUGUCAUAUAGAAUUAUGCAAGUUUGGCAUAGUAGUUCAACAGUUUACCGCUAGAUGUCAGUUUUUCGAAAAUGGUCUGUGCCUUAAUACUUUACUAAAGAUCUAUUUUUUUAUGUUUUUCUAUUUGAGUUUUUUUUUUAAAGUAACAAGUGAAGUAGCUAUGUAUUUUUUUUUUGUUUGGGAAAUGACUGCCCAUAUACAGUUUAACAUCAUUUUUUAAGUAUUGAAAUAUGACAUAGGAUCUAUUGUUUUAUAAAACGGUUGUAAAUGUGUGCUAGAAAAAACUUAUAUAUUUUUAAUAAUGUCUAUUUUGUACGUGGGAAAAUUUAAUAUGUUUUUUUUUUAUAUAUUUCGUGAAUAUUGUAUAAAUAUUUCAGAUGUUUCUUGAAUAAGUAUUCGCGUUUUUUCUUGUUUUAUCUAGCAAUACAAAGUACAUAUUUUUUUAAAUAUUUUUUUCAUAGCAUAUGUCUAUUAUAAAUACUACAGAUUAUUAGAAAGUGGUUAAAUACUUGUUUGUAUAUCGUCGGUUGAAAGGCUAAUUGACUUAAGCAACAUUUUUUUCGAAAAACAUUAUCUAGGUUAAAAAAAAACAGAUAAAAGUGCUGAUGUCAAUUAGUCUCACCCGUCGAUAUGUUACAUUGACUGCACGUAAAAAAAACAUAUUACUUUGACUGUACCUAAAAAUUAUUUCAGAAAAACAUAUUACAUUUUACCAUGUAUUUCACUCAUCUGUCGCUAAUCAUUAUGACCGCUCUGAAGUUCGUCAAAGCAACGUCUAUAUACAACUUAGCCGUCUACAAACGAUCUUUGCGUGGUAUUGUUAUUGAAAGUUGAUAGAAAGCUUCCAGAUGAGUUAUAUUGAUUGGAUCAUACUUAAUAUCACGACACUCUCUCUCUCAUAGGGGUAGGGAGAGACUAUGGAUUGCACGAUUCUGGCAUACUUCUCUCGCUGUGUCCACCUUCAUCAAUCUUUUCAUGCAUUCAGUUCAGGGUACUUUUGACCUCUUUACUAAGAAUGUUAUCUGACAUUCGAAGGUUCGGUGCGGUCGACCACUUCCGGCUCUUCCAUCCACAUUCGCAUUAUAUCCUCUUUGUCAGUCUAUCAUCCAUCCUCUGCAAAUUCCCAAACCACUUUAGCAUACCCUUCUCAAUUUUGGUAACAACCUCUGUCACUCCACACAUAUCUAUAACCGUAGUAUACCGCAUAUCAUACAUAGUCACCUCACACAUACUUCUUAACUCAUUUCCUUUUCAUUAUUAUUAAUGCAUUUAUGUUGGACUGCCUUGGUGGCGUAGUUGUACUGCAUACGGUACGGCAGCGCUCUGAGGUCCUGGGCUCGAAUCCCGGGUCGGACAAUGAUAUUUGGGUUUUUCUGCUCAGUAUCAGCCCGGAGUCUGGAAUUUGUGCCCGAUAUGGCAAUAGGCUCGCCCCCUAUCACAUCAUGGGAACACACUUGUCCAAAAGUGGGUGACCUGUUUGUGUCUACAUACCCUUUCAGGGAUAAAUGCGUGAUGUGUGUUUGGUUUUGUUUUUUAUCCAUUAUAUUUGUUAGCCUGACCAGGGUCGGCUUAUGCAAACACACCGCAGACUUUUGGGAAAGGGCUUCAGGCACUCACAACCCUUAGAAUGAGACCAAGUUGAGGACAAAUAAAGGGUUACGAACCUUUGUUCAGGAUGGCUACUGGAACUGCCUAAUACAUCAGCGGUCAGGAUUGAUUAUGGUAAGCGACAGGGCAGGGCACAUAGUUCGCAGAACUGACGGCAGUUGGGGCAAAGAAGUUCCCAGUAGAGACCAGGUACUGGCAAGCGCAGCGUUAGACGUUUGCAACAGACUUGAUAAAAGUCGCAGGUACACGUUGGAUGCAGGCCACUUACAAGUCCGUCUGGAAAUCUUUAGGGGAGGCCUAUGUUCAGCAGUGGACUUUAUGUGGCUGAUAAUGAUGAUAAUGGACUGUGAAAGGUUUCCCUUGACGCAGAAAGCGAAACGAUUUCAGAGCGGUCAUGUUGGUGUUAGUUAUGCUACGAAUUUGUAUUAUUUAUUUCUUGUUUUAAUUUCAAAUGAUUUACUAUUUUUUUUAGUAAUUACAUACAUUAAAUGUGCCUCAAUGUUCAACCUUAUGUCUCGAAUUGUAGUAUCUCAUUUUGCUUGAUAGUUGAAAAGGUUAACUGUAAAGUAGAAAAAGGUAAAAAGUAGAAAAAGGAAUCUUACUAAGAAAUAUUUUUAUUUUAAUUGUUUAAAUGUGAAAAUAAAUGAUAUUAGGAGGUUCUUAAAAAUAUAACUUUGUCGGUAUACAAUUUAGGUAAUUUAAAGUCUUCCUUGCGUGAUUUGCAAAGACUAAACUAAAAAGCUUUUUUUGGUUUAGAUUAAAAAGUGAAAUGUUGUUAAAUUCGCAUAUUUAUUUUCAAAUUGGUUAGAUUUUUGUUUUAUUGUGUUGAAAAUAUGGAACGUUAGAGCUUAUAAUUGUAAUCAUUAAUUAAUACACAAUACCUUUAUAUUCUAAUUUAAUAACAAAAAACAAAAUUUCAUAGCAAUUUCUUGAGUAACUAAGCAAUUUUUGUUUCAAGACAAAAAUAUAAGGAAUAUGUUUUAGGAAAAAUGGCAUACGUCGUCAGAUGGUUUCCUUAUUAUGAUUAAAAAUUAUUUAUCGGUGUGUCACAUAUUCUUAAAACUUUUUUCUCAACUAUUUUUAAUGUUCGUGAUACCUGCCUCCUUUGUGGCACAAAGUCGUGAAUCUGUGUCGUUUAAUUGUGAUUCGUUUAGAGACUAACAUGUGACAUACGCAUUGGUCUCCCCACCAAUCACAUUUAUACGAAACGGAAGCCCCGUUUCGUGUGUUUAUGUCACUUUUUAAGGCGUUAACGUUUUUUUUAAACACAAAUAAGUGUACUACCCUAUCCAAAAACUCAAUGAUCUUUUUUAUUUAUAUCAAGAGAUAUCUUGUAUAAUCUGUGCCAACUAUCUGUAUAUGUUGUUCGUUGUCAAUUGUAUGUAUGUGUGGUGUCUUUGAAUGUUGAAUAAAUAUUAACUUUCAUGUCACUA
This is a messenger RNA of Manduca sexta (tobacco hornworm), 5058 nucleotides long. Its product is annotated as glutenin, low molecular weight subunit. Gene Ontology annotation, molecular function: calcium ion binding. The coding region runs from base 198 to 965 and encodes 255 amino acids. The record is from RefSeq and is a predicted model, not a curated record. The transcript is spliced from 10 exons. NCBI's taxonomy places the organism in Eukaryota, Metazoa, Arthropoda, Insecta, Lepidoptera, Sphingidae.